AUCAACCAAUAAAAAUUCCACAUACUGACUGAACUGUGACCCCUCUCUCUCUCUCAGAAACCGAUGGACGCACCUAAGGACGGGAUGGAAGGAGUUAACGGCGGUGUUGACGGCGGAAAAAUGAAAGGGGCUAGUCGGCGAGAGGAGUUGACCCUCUACAGCGUGCUCCAUCGUAUGGCGUCCAUGAUCUUUGUACCCGAUUCCAGAAGUGACGCUGCGUCAUUACCGGUGAUGCAGCGAAUAAAAGCUUGUGUUUCGGAAAACGGUCCGCUUCUUAAGGAUGCUUCUAGAGAUACUGGACGGAAAAUUGUUAUCUGGACUCGUCGUGGUAGCCCUCUCCGUGCACUUCUAGUGAUCUCCCUUGGGAGCAUUACUUUUGUUACCUUGACUGGGUUGCUGGUCUUUAUGUUAUUUUUCCUGGCAGCCACUGUGAAUGCCAUUGUUGUUUCUCUACUCAUUUCUUUGGCAGCGGCUGGAGGCUUUUUGGCUCUGUUCUUUGCUUGUGUCACAGCUGUAUAUAUAGGGGCAUUAUCAAUUGCUGUAUUUGUUAUAUCCACAGCAACAAUUUCAGCAAUUAUUGCUGUUCUAAUAGCAACAGGUUGGAUUGGAUUUUUGUGUACUGUCUGGUUGGUGACAAAGAAAAGUCUGGCUGUGGCCAAGCACUCGCUUAACAUGACUGGAUCAGCUAUUUCAGCUUACUCUUCAGCUCGGCAUCGGCAUUAUCAUGAAGUAGACAAGGUGUUAGAUUGAGCCAUGAUGCACCGAAGUCCAUCACAAUUGACAAAGCAGCACCGAACUAUCUCCAAGUUUGAACCGGGAAUGUCCAGUUUGGUGGAAUUGGGUACGAUGUGAUUACCAAUGACUACAAGGUGAUCUUAGUUACCAAAAGAAAAAGAAAGCAAGGUUUGACCAUUAUUUUAGAGUUAUGGUCUAUAGAUUAGAAACCAUCCAGAAGGAUCCUUCACAGUCCUGCUCCUGCUUAUUUUCAUUACUACAAGAGGUUGCAGUCUGUUCUCGUUGGUUCUCCCUGCAUUGGGUACUUAUUCCUUGCAAUGAACAGACUCUUUAUAGUCAAAAUAUGAUUAUUGCAUUUGGUAUUGGGAAUAAGAAAUUCAGCAAGGUGCCAACCCUGGAUGUAGAUAAAGGCAAAGAAGUCAUGAAUACGGUGGCAGAACUUGGAGGAUUGCCUCAAUAUGAGCUAUCAGUGCCGUACAAGCAUGUUGAUAUCUGGUUAGGAAAGCAUUUAGGGAAAAUUUCAGUAAACUACUUUGUGAUUUGACAUAUUUUUACUUUAACAUCUGUGGUUUGCUUUUAGUUA
Ricinus communis (castor bean) is the source of this 1318-nucleotide messenger RNA. RefSeq lists its product as uncharacterized. Bases 64 to 750 code for a protein of 228 amino acids. The record is from RefSeq and is a predicted model, not a curated record. Lineage: Eukaryota; Viridiplantae; Streptophyta; Magnoliopsida; Malpighiales; Euphorbiaceae. The transcript is spliced from 4 exons.